This is a messenger RNA of Endocarpon pusillum Z07020, 2370 nucleotides long. RefSeq lists its product as uncharacterized. Gene Ontology annotation, molecular function: metalloendopeptidase activity. Lineage: Eukaryota; Fungi; Ascomycota; Eurotiomycetes; Verrucariales; Verrucariaceae. The record is from RefSeq and is a predicted model, not a curated record. The transcript has 3 exons. Bases 1 to 2370 code for a protein of 789 amino acids. Gene Ontology annotation, biological process: proteolysis.
AUGCGCCUUUUCCGAUGUCUGGCUUCGCUGGCUGCGAGUACACUCUUUUUUGUUGGGAAAAUUGAUGCCCAUUCACAAUCCAGAAAUCCUCUCAAUUAUCUGUCUUUGAUUGAAAACCCUCGAAUCCAAACCCCUUCACACAGGGUCCACGCCUUUUCAUCUUUCGAUCUCACUUUCGACCUUCACCAGAGUUCACAAAGAAUAAAGCUUUCAUUAGAGCCCAACCAUGAUAUAUUAGGAGAAGACUCCCAUGUUCAAUACUUGGAUAAGGAUGGUAAUGUGCGGCACUCGGAGCCCAUUAGUCGGCACGAGCACAAGGUGUUUCAGGGAAAGGCAUGGUUACUUGGAAAUGAUGGGCACUGGGAAAAUGUCGGAUGGUCGAGGAUCAUGAUCAAAAGGGACGGAGUUCACCCGCUCUUUGAAGGCGCCUUUUCGGUUAUUGGUGAUCACCAUCAUAUACAACUUCAAUCAUCCUACAUGCGUACCAAGCAUGCGCUGGACCCACUGCUGGAAGAUUCAGAUGAUGAGUAUAUGGCCUGUUUUCGCGACUCUGAUGUCGGGCGGCAACCGCAGACCGAGCUCAGACGCAGGGGCAACGAUCGCUCCUGCAUAGCCGACAAGCUUCCAUUCAAUUCCGACCCCAAUCACCCUGUCUUUCAGACCCCGGUGCUCAAGCGGGAUGAGGGCUUUUGGGGCUCUAUGCCAGUCACGUCGCUGCUGGGCAAGCGUCAGAUUGACAGCUCCAUCCCUGGUGGCGGCAACUCAGCUGGAACCAACCUUCGAAGCACCAUUGGAAGCGUUGAGGGCUGUCCUUCAACUCGAAGAGUUGCGCUAGUCGGAGUAGCCACCGAUUGUUCCUACACAGCAUCCUUCAACUCAUCGGAGUCUGUACGUGAAAACGUCAUCUCACAAUUCAACACAGCCUCCGAGCUCUACCAAUCGACCUUCAAUAUCACUCUUGGCCUUCGAAAUCUUACUGUCUCAGACGCUGAAUGCCCAGGCACACCCCCAGCGGCCGCACCAUGGAACAUAGGCUGUCCUUCACAGACCACUAUCGAAGAACGACUGAACCUGUUCUCUGUAUGGAGAGGUCAACGGGGGGAUAACAAUGCUUACUGGACUUUGCUUUCUGGACCCAACUGCAAUACUGGCGCCGAAGUUGGCUUGGCUUGGCUUGGUCAGCUGUGCAAUGCCGGAGUAACAUCAGGACAGGACUCCACUGGAGCCAAUCAGACGGUCACUGGAGCGAAUGUGGUAGUGAGGACCAGUCAGGAAUGGCAGGUCAUCGCCCAUGAGUCGGGCCAUACCUUUGGAGCAGUGCACGAUUGCGAUUCGAGUGCAUGCGCAAACAGCCAGGUCGUCAACGCUCAGCAGUGCUGUCCAGUGUCUAGCAGUGGCUGUGAUGCUGAUGGAGCCUUCAUCAUGGACCCAUCUUCCUCUCCUAAUGUUGGACAAUUCUCCCCUUGCACUGUCGGCAACAUCUGCAGCGCGCUUGGCAGGAAUUCCGUGAAGAGUGACUGUUUGUCAGACAACCGAGGUGUACAGACUAUUAGUGGCAGCCAGUGCGGCAACGGUAUUGUCGAGGAUGGCGAAGACUGUGAUUGCGGAGGUCAGGACGGUUGUGGUGGCAACAACUGCUGCGAUCCCACCACUUGCAGGUUUAGGUCUGGGGCUGUCUGCGACGACAGCAAUGAAGGAUGUUGUCGGAGCUGUCAAUUUGCUGCAGCAGGCACUGUCUGUCGUAGUAGUACUGGCAGUUGCGAUCCAGAAGAGACCUGUUCUGGGGAUGACGGGAACUGCCCAGCGGAUGAAACGGCGGAGGAUGGUACCGGCUGUGGAAACGGCCUCGAAUGUGCAAGUGGUCAAUGUACCAGCCGCGAUCAGCAAUGCAGGACCUUGAUGGCGGCGUACUCGGCCAACAACGACACCUAUGCAUGUAACUCGCGGACCUGCGCAGUCAGCUGUGCAUCACCCGAAUUCGGACCGAAUGUGUGCUACUCGAUGCAGCAAAAUUUCCUUGACGGAACGCCUUGCUCAGGAGGAGGACGUUGCGAUAACGGCGUGUGUUCCGGCAGCUCGGUUGGAGGGGAGAUCACUUCGUGGAUCGAUGACAACCGAGCACUUGUGAUUGGCAUCUGUUCCGCCAUUGGGGGUCUGAUCCUACUUGGACUGCUUGCGUGCUUGUGGAGAUGCUGUCGACGUCCUGCAAAGACGAAAACGAGGAAGUCAAGAAUUAUUGUGCCACCUCAUACAGGCGGAUGGAAUGGUGGCUACCAAACUCCCUAUCAGCCGAUGAACCAAGGAGGAUGGGAAGGAAAUUCGGGCUGGCCCCAAGGUCCACCGAGGACAACCAGCGUCAGAUACGCUUGA